GGUGUUCCAAACAAAAAAUUCUACCAAGGGUAGAAUUAUUCACAAUAUUAUUCUAGUACACCAAAUUUGUAGAUUCUAAUUGAAAAGGGGGAGGCCGUUUUAUUGCAUCCGCUCGAUUUGAUAAAAAAUGACUGACCACAAAUCUAAUGUGAAGGAAUGUGAUAUUAGUAUCGAGAUGCAGACCGACGCCUUAGAGGUUGCGAUAAAGGCAGCCAAAGAGCAUCAAAUGGAAAAGGAUAUCGCGGGGCGGAUUAAAAAGGAGUUCGACAGACGCUACUGUCCCACCUGGCAGUGUAUUGUAGGGCGUACCUUCGGGGCGGAUAUCGCGUACGAGGCUAAGCACUUUAUCUUUUUUAACAUCGGGCAGCUUUCGGUGUUACUUUGGAAGACCGGCUAGCGAGAGAUGCCUUUUGUUCUUUUGCAUGACGUGAGCGGAGGGAUUGUGGUGGUGGGUGGUAAAGAACGACGUGUGUGCACGACAAUCGCAGCUUAAAAAAAGGAUGGUCGUAAAACAUGACCAGAUUUGUAUUGAUAUAUGUGUUUCUGGUCUAGACGAUGUAUAUAAAACCAUGUUAAGAUGGUUGUACCAUGGAGAAAAUGGGGUUUUAUAAUUCAUA
Molecule: messenger RNA, 617 nt
Organism: Phytomonas sp. Hart1
Lineage: Eukaryota; Euglenozoa; Kinetoplastea; Trypanosomatida; Trypanosomatidae
Source: the annotation of a GenBank genome assembly